CCUCCCGCGGCCGGCCGCCCGCCGCUCGGUAUUAUGAUUAGCGCUGGGUGCGGGGUUCCGGCGGCCGGGAGGGAGUUGUCGGCGCCGCGGCCGCUGCGGACGGACGCCCGCCUGCCGGCUGAGGGGAGGAACCGGUCUAAAGAAGAUUCCUGCUCUGCCUUCCCUGAAUGUUUAUUUCUCUGCUGUCACUUCCAGAGCCUCCUGAGAGUCUGCUUCGGCACCUUCAGCAUUUGGCUUCUGCUCAGACCCAAAAGACUGGCAGCUUUCUGAAGGUCAAAGACCACUUCUUCGACCUGUAUAUCCACAGACUAGAGUAAUGCCCAGUAACAUUUGUGCACCCAGAAAAUGCCUUGAUGAUGAAACUUUAAAAAUUGAAGCUUAAGUUUUUGCUUUUAUGAGCUUGUUAAUAGAGACCAUGCCCACUAUAAUACAGUGAGCUGUCUCAGGUCUCUUUUCCUGGAAAGACUGUUUCCACCAUUGCAAUUUCAGUUCUUGGUUCAAACAACAGAAAACAGUUUCUUUUUGGGACUCAGCACUAGAGCACUUGCCUAGCAGGAGAAAGAAGCAACUAACAAAAUACAGUGAUAACAAGGAUUAUUCGGUAUGCAGUUUGCAGGAUGUCCAUGGCAACAUUGAAAAUGAAUUCUUUAUUUUCACCAGAUAUUCUUAUAUGAGAAGAUACAUUUCAAAUAUUAUAAAUAUUUUUCCUCCUUUUGGACCAGCAUGGCAGGAUUCAAACGAGGAUAUGAUGGAAAGAUUGCUGGAUUAUAUGAUCUGGACAAAACCUUGGGUCGAGGUCAUUUUGCAGUGGUUAAGCUUGCCAGGCAUGUCUUUACAGGUGAAAAGGUGGCAGUAAAAGUUAUUGAUAAAACAAAACUGGACACUCUAGCCACUGGUCAUCUUUUCCAGGAAGUGAGAUGUAUGAAACUAGUGCAACAUCCUAACAUUGUUCGCCUUUAUGAAGUUAUUGACACCCAGACCAAACUAUAUCUUAUUCUAGAACUUGGAGACGGAGGAGAUAUGUUUGAUUACAUAAUGAAGCAUGAGGAGGGUCUUAACGAAGACUUGGCCAAGAAGUACUUUGCUCAGAUAGUUCAUGCUAUAUCAUAUUGCCAUAAACUCCAUGUGGUUCACAGAGACUUAAAACCAGAGAAUGUAGUCUUCUUUGAAAAACAAGGUCUUGUAAAGUUGACAGACUUUGGUUUCAGCAACAAAUUUCAACCAGGGAAGAAGCUCACUACAAGCUGUGGAUCUCUUGCAUACUCUGCUCCAGAAAUUCUGCUUGGUGAUGAGUAUGAUGCACCCGCAGUAGAUAUAUGGAGUCUGGGAGUGAUCCUUUUCAUGUUGGUGUGUGGGCAGCCACCAUUUCAAGAGGCCAAUGACAGUGAAACAUUGACAAUGAUCAUGGAUUGCAAAUACACAGUACCAUCCCAUGUGUCUAAAGAAUGUAAAGACCUAAUCACACGGAUGCUACAAAGAGAUCCCAAGAGGAGGGCCUCUCUAGAAGAGAUUGAAAACCAUCCAUGGCUUCAGGGAGUGGACCCUUCACCAGCCACGAAGUAUAACAUACCCCUUGUGUCAUACAAAAAUCUCUCUGAAGAGGAGCACAACAGCAUCAUUCAGCGCAUGGUGCUUGGGGACAUAGCAGAUCGAGAUGCCAUUGUUGAAGCCCUGGAAACCAACAGGUAUAACCACAUCACAGCCACUUACUUCUUGCUUGCUGAAAGGAUCCUGAGAGAAAAGCAAGAGAAAGAAAUACAAACUAGAUCUGCCAGCCCUAGCAAUAUCAAGGCCCAGUUUAGGCAGUCAUGGCCAACCAAAAUCGAUGUACCCCAGGAUCUUGAGGAUGACCUCACAGCUACACCUUUGUCCCAUGCGACUGUUCCCCAGUCUCCUGCCCGGGCUGCUGACAACGUCCUCAAUGGCCACAGGAGCAAAGGCCUGUGCGACUCAGCUAAGAAAGACGACCUCCAGGAGUUGGCUGGACCAGCACUCUCCACGGUGCCACCCACAACCUUAAAACCCACUGCCAGUGGGCGGAAGUGUCUGUUUAGGGUGGAGGAAGAUGAAGAGGAGGAUGAAGAGGAUAAGAAACCCAUGUCCCUCUCAACACAAGUGGUUCUGCGCCGGAAGCCCUCAGUGACCAACCGCCUGACAUCUAGGAAAAGUGCUCCUGUCCUCAAUCAGAUCUUUGAAGAAGGGGAAUCAGAUGAUGAAUUUGACAUGGAUGAGAAUCUGCCUCCCAAGUUGAGCAGGUUAAAGAUGAACAUUGCUUCCCCUGGGACGGUUCACAAACGCUACCACCGGAGGAAAAGUCAGGGCCGGGGCUCCAGCUGCAGUAGUUCAGAAACCAGUGACGAUGAUUCUGAAAGCCGGCGGCGCCUGGAUAAAGAUAGUGGGUUCACCUACUCUUGGCACCGCCGGGAUAGCAGCGAAGGGCCCCCUGGCAGUGAGGGGGAUGGUGGGGGCCAGAGCAAGCCGAGCAAUGGCAGUGGAGGGGCGGACAAGACCAGCCCGAGUGAGAACAAUGCCGGUGGGGGCAGCCCCUCCAGUGGCUCUGGUGGCAACCCCACCAACACUUCAGGCAGCACACGCCGCUGUGCUGGCCCCAGCAACUCCAUGCAGCUGGCCUCGCGCAGUGCCGGGGAGCUCGUGGAGAGCCUCAAACUCAUGAGCCUCUGCCUUGGCUCCCAGCUUCACGGCAGCACCAAGUACAUUAUUGAUCCCCAGAAGGGCUUGUCGUUUUCCAGUGUGAAGGUCCAGGAAAAGUCCACGUGGAAAAUGUGCAUCAGCUCCACAGGGAACGCAGGGCAGGCCCCGGCAGUGGGCAGCAUAAAGUUUUUCUCUGACCACAUGGCAGAUACCACCACUGAAUUGGAACGAAUAAAGAACAGGAACCUGAAAAAUAACGUGCUCCAGCUACCUCUGUGUGAAAAGACCAUCUCUGUGAACAUUCAGCGGAACCCUAAGGAGGGGCUGCUGUGUGCCUCCAGCCAGGCCAGCUGCUGCCACGUCAUCUGACUGCGGCCCACUGGCCACUGGCACACCUCCUGCUCAGAGCCGCAAAGACCGGCUCGCUUCACUGUUUCCUUUCGGUUUUACUCUUUGAAAGUGGGUGUUAUGAGCAAUUAUUUAUUAGCUUUUCAUUUGUUCUCCUGACGCUGUGACAAUGCAUGGUCUUUGUGCAUGCUGCUAGACUCUUUUCUUUUCCAGCCGAAAAGUCUACUGUGUAAUUUUUACAUUCAUAAUUUUAAUGUGGAUGAUCAGGAUCAAAUUACAAUGUAUCUUUGGAACCUAACAUAAGUGGAGCACUUAGAAAUUUGAUGUUCUGCACUUAACCUAGGGAGAGAAAAUGCUUUUGUUUCCUUGUAAAAAAUCUAAAUUCCUGUCCUGACCUUCUGUGAUACGGAAACUCCGUGCUCUGAGGCACACUGUGGUGUCUGAGACAGAACCAAAGCAAUAACGUGGUAAAGCUGACAGGCCUGGGAGUGAGCCCAUGCUGCCCAACCACCCGUGGCCUGUGCAGAGCAGAGGACAGCAAGCAUCUGCACUGAGAACCUUAGAACUAUGAUUUGAACAUACCCACACCUGUUUGUCUUAAGCUAUAGUGUGAAAAAAAAAAAAAAGUUUGGGCUCUUAAAAUUUAACUGAAGAUUUUCUUGUUUUUGUAAUAGGUGCGAUAAA
This is a messenger RNA of Sciurus carolinensis (gray squirrel), 3684 nucleotides long. RefSeq names its product SNF related kinase (gene Snrk). The record is from RefSeq and is a predicted model, not a curated record. Gene Ontology annotation, molecular function: protein serine/threonine kinase activity; tau-protein kinase activity; ATP binding. Bases 724 to 3021 code for a protein of 765 amino acids. Lineage: Eukaryota; Metazoa; Chordata; Mammalia; Rodentia; Sciuridae. Gene Ontology annotation, cellular component: cytoplasm. The transcript has 10 exons. Gene Ontology annotation, biological process: intracellular signal transduction; protein phosphorylation; microtubule cytoskeleton organization.